Rhodofomes roseus is the source of this 3066-nucleotide messenger RNA. RefSeq names its product heme peroxidase. Gene Ontology annotation, biological process: response to oxidative stress. NCBI's taxonomy places the organism in Eukaryota, Fungi, Basidiomycota, Agaricomycetes, Polyporales, Fomitopsidaceae. The coding region runs from base 1 to 3066 and encodes 1021 amino acids. The transcript has 26 exons. The record is from RefSeq and is a predicted model, not a curated record. Gene Ontology annotation, molecular function: heme binding; peroxidase activity.
AUGAGCACCAUCCUCCAGAACGUCAAGACCGCCGUCGACGCCCUCGCCGCCAGCGCGGCCCCCCUCGACGACGCCGGCGCCCGCCCCCAGCCGCCCUACCUCUCCCGCGAGAUCACCGACAUCCAGGAGCGCCUCCUCCGCGGGCCCGGCUUCACCCCCGCCGACCUCCCCGCAUACAUCCACGCCGUGCGCAGCCUCAACGGCCCCGGCAUCGACGACCGCGAGUUCCUGCUCGAGAAGCUGCUCACCCUCAUGGCCCGCUCACCGGACGACUCCGCCUUCGCCAAGCAGGUCGAGCGCGCCGCGAUCCAACUAUUGUACAAAGACCUCCCGCACCCCCCGAGCGGGUACCUCACGCUCCCCAAGACACCCAGCGCCCCGCCGAGCGCGCCGAGCCCCACCGACGGGGCCAAGUAUGCCUUCCGCAGCGCGGACGGCGCGCACUACAACGUCCUCAUGCCCACGCUCGGCAUGGCGGGCACGCCCUACGCGCGCAGCGUCCCCUCGACCACCCCGCUCCCGCCGCAGUACCUCCCCGACCCCGGGCUCGUCUUCGACACGCUGCUCAAGCGCGACGAGUUCGUCGAGCACCCCGGGGGGUUCUCCGCGAUGUUCUUCGCGUUCGCGAACAUCGUUAUACAUAGCGUGUUCAACACGGACGCGAGGGACUGGACGAAGAACGCCGCGAGCAGCUACCUCGACCUGAGCCCGCUCUACGGGAGCGCCCAGGCGCAGGUCGACAGCGUCCGCCGCAAGGACGGCUCGGGUCGGCUGUGGGAGGACGUCUUCGCGGACGCGCGGCUCCUGUUCAUGCCGCCCUCGACGGCCGCGCUGCUCGUGCUCUUCUGCCGGAACCACAACUUCGUCGCCUCCCGGAUCCUCGCCGUCAACGAGCGCGCCACGUUCGCCGACCCGGCGAAGAUAAACCUGGAAGCGCGCGCGGCGCAGGACGAGGAGCUGUUCCAGCGCGCGCGCCUCGUGAACACCGCGUUCUUCAUGCAGGUCAUCCUCGGCGACUACGUCGGCGCGAUCCUCGGCCUCACGCGGGACGGCCUCGGCUGGCGGCUCAACCCGCUGGAGACGAUGCGGGGGAUGAACCAUGAGUUCGCACCGCAGGGCGAGGGCAAUAUGGUUUCGGCGGAGUUCAAUUUGAUGUAUCGCUGGCAUGCGACGAGUUCGGCGCAGGACACGGAGUGGGUCGACGCGCUCUUUAAGGGGAUGUUCGGUGGGAGGUCGGGCGGGGAGGUGUGUGGUUUGGUCGCGAUUUGGGUUACGGUGGACGAGUUCAAGACGGGUGCGGUCAAGCUGGUGAUGGGCGCACCGAAGGACGUGAAGGAGUGGUCGUUCAACGGACUCAAACGCGGUCAUGACGGUCGGUUCGCCGAUGAGGACCUCGCGAAGAUCCUGCUCGACGCGACGGAGUCUCCCGCGAGCGCGUUCAAGGCGCGCGGCAUCCCGGACGCGCUGCGCGUGAUCGAGAUCCUGGGGAUCAUGCAGUCGCGCAGCUGGGGCACAUGCUCGCUGAACGAGUUUAGAUCGUUCAUUGGGCUGCGGCCAUACAAGACCUUUGAGGAAUGGAACCCGGAUCCGAAGAUCUACAUGGCCGCUGAGAGCCUCUACCACCACAUCGACAAUCUCGAGCUCCAUGUGGGCCUCCAGGCGGAGGAGGCGAAGGUGCCGAUGCCCGGCUCGGGCCUCUGUCCCGGGUACACGAUCUCGAGGGCGAUCCUCGCGGACGCGGUGUGCUUGACGCGCGGGGACCGGUUCUUGACCGUCGACAUGACGCCGUUCAACUUGACGUCUUGGGGCUACCAGGACUGCAUGUACGACAAGCAGGACGGCUCGAUCGGCGGGAUCAUCAACAAGAUGCUCUUCCGCACCCUCCCGGACUACUACCCCGCCGCGUCGGCGUACGCACUCUUCCCGUUCAUCGUCCCGAAGCGCAUGAAGGGCUUCGUCAGCGCGCUGCCAGACUCGCCCGUCGCCAAGUACGACUGGACGCGGCCCGCAGGGCCGGCGCGCGCGCGUUCGCUCCCGUCGUCGGCGCAGCUGGUCCCUAACGGAAAUGGCGUCAACGGGUUGGCGAAGCCGGAGGGCAGGGUGCAGAGCUUGUUAGGAGGUGUUAUGCCGGACGUGGCAGCGGUCGACCGUGUAUUGUACAACGACGACGCGGUCGCCAAGCAGGCGUGGUCGAUCCGGACGUUGACGGAACAGCUGAUCGCGACGCGUUCGAUCGAGCACGUCGGGUCGAAGAACAAGUAUUUGAACGUCGUCAGAGACGUCAUCAACGUGCUCCCGGUGGCGUGGAUCGUCAACGACAUUGUUGGCCUACCUUUGAAGACGGAGGCGAAUCCGAAGGGAAUAUAUCGUCCUCAAGAAGUGGUCGAUAUGUUCCGCAGUGUCGCGAGUUAUGUUUACGAUGAGGCUCCUGCAUCGCGGAAAUUCGAAGUACACGAACAUGCUGUGCGCGCAGCAGCUCUCAUCAUGAGAUCUGCGAAGGAGAAUCUUUCCGACUCAAAUGGGCACUCCCUCAGCGGUUUCGCCGACAGCGCCAUACAAUCGGCGAUUGGCAGGAAUGAACGUGAACGGCCAUUCCUCCAGACGCUCUGGGCCGCUUCGCAGGGCAGCUCGCGCGAUGCUCUGGCCGCCGGUAUAUUCGCAGAGUUAGUCCCGACAGCCGUGCUGUUCUCGCGCGCCAUCUGCCAAGUCGUCGACUACUACCUGAGCGAUGAGCGGCGCGCGCGAUUCGUCGACGUCUUGUCGCGCUCGCAACGACCAGAUGCUGCGUUCGACGCGAUGAUUGCGGAGGCACUAGACGGCUUAUCUUUCCAGAAUGCAGCAUCUCUCAACCAUGGCCUCAUGCAUCCUAGUCUUUUCAUUCAAGCUGCCUUCCACAUACUGCAGCCCAUAUUUGCCCUUAUCAGUGUCCAGAGGGCUUCAGGGUUAUCAGGACAGCUCCAUAGAAUCAUGAAUGCUGGUGAUGGAGACAAGGUGCAAUACCUUGAUACCAAUGCUGAGAUCACAUCAUGGCCUGUCUCACUCAUCAUUGAGUUCAAGAUCUGUUGA